AAUAGAUUGUUAGAUAUGGCAUUAUCAAGAAUUCUUGUAGUUUGUGCGGUGGCAAUUGCUAUCCAAUUAGUACUAAUAUUUUCUUCAUCCUCAUCUUAUCCUGGUUUUCUUGAAAACCAGCCUUCUUCAUCUCGUUUACCAGCUCCAUCAAACGCCAAAUUACAGGGUGUUGAGAAGCUAGGAGAAGGGGUUGUGAAGCAGCCGGAAGACGUGGCCGUCGACGAAAACGGAGUUUUGUAUACGGUGACGAGGGAUGGGAGCGUGAUGAAGAUGCACAGAAACGGAACGUGGGAGAAUUGGUGGCAUAUCGAUAGCACUGGUUUGUUAGGGAUUACUACUACACAAACUGGCCAUCUUAUAGUUUGCGAUGCUUUUCAGGGAUUGCUUAAGGUUGGUGAAGAAGGUGUUGAGCUUCUUACAUCCCACAUUGAUGGUGCCAAAAUAAGAUUUGUAGAUGAUGUGAUCGGAUCGUUGGACGAUACGUUCUACUUCAGCGACGCGAGCACAAAAUUUGACUUUAGCAGUUGGCAACUCGAUCUAUUGGAGACGGAGCCUCAUGGCCGUGUACUCAAAUACAACUCUUCAACAAACACGACGUCGCUUGUUCUUGACGGCCUUGCGUUUGCUAAUGGCGUCGCGCUAUCUACAGACCAAGAUUACUUGGUCGUGUGCGAAACAUGGAAAUAUAGAUGUCUGAAACAUUGGCUUGAAGGAGACAAAAAGGGGCAAACAGAGAUUUUCAUUGAUAAACUUCCAGGAAGGCCAGAUAACAUAAAUCUUGCUCCAGAUGGAUCGUUUUGGAUCGCUUUGCUAGAGAGUGAUCCUAUGUGGCCAAAAAUGGUGUACAACUUGCCCGGAUUGAAAUAUUUAACAGGGGCAUUUCCGGAAUUUUAUAGCAAAUACGUGACGAAUGUAGUUGAGCAAGCAAUGGUGGUGAAUGUAGGAAGUGAUGGGAAGAUGGUGAGAGGUUUGGAUGAUCCAACAGGAAAGGUGAUGAGGUUUGUAACUUCUGCGGUGGAGUUUGAGGGGCAUUUGUACUUUGGCAGUCUUUAUAAUGACUUUGUAGGAAAAUUAUCCCUCGAUGACUAGUUCGAUUCUCUAUUGAAAAUUUGCUACGUUUACACUCUUAUUUUUACAUUGUUCAUAAAUAAAAAAAAUGGGAUGUUGUUUGAGAUUA
Messenger RNA from Salvia hispanica, 1177 nucleotides. RefSeq names its product protein STRICTOSIDINE SYNTHASE-LIKE 4-like. Gene Ontology annotation, molecular function: hydrolase activity. The record is from RefSeq and is a predicted model, not a curated record. Lineage: Eukaryota; Viridiplantae; Streptophyta; Magnoliopsida; Lamiales; Lamiaceae. Gene Ontology annotation, cellular component: endomembrane system.